GAGCUUCUUUCUCCUAAAGUAGGUUGCCAGCGGGAGGCGGCGGCUGCUCCUCCGCAGUGUUGGGAAGAUGGCGCCGCCGGUGACGGAGCGGGGGCUGAAGAGCGUGGUGUGGCAGAAGAUAAAAGCAACAGUGUUUGAUGACUGCAAGAAAGAAGGCGAAUGGAAGAUAAUGCUUUUAGAUGAAUUUACCACUAAGCUUUUGGCAUCGUGUUGCAAAAUGACAGAUCUUCUAGCAGAGGGUAUAACUGUUGUGGAGAAUAUUUAUAGGAAUCGAGAACCUGUCAGACAAAUGAAAGCUCUUUAUUUUAUCUCUCCAACAUCAAAGUCUGUAGAAUGUUUUUUACGUGAUUUUGCAAGUAAGUCCGAGAACAAAUACAAAGCAGCAUAUAUAUACUUCACUGACUUUUGCCCUGAUAGUCUCUUUAACAAAAUUAAGACUUCUUGCUCCAAAUCAAUAAGAAGAUGUAAAGAAAUAAAUAUUUCCUUCAUUCCACUUGAAUCUCAGGUUUAUACUCUUGAUGUACCGGAUGCAUUCUAUUACUGUUACAGUCCGGACCCUAGUAAUGCAAAUGGAAAAGAUGCCGUUAUGGAAGCAAUGGCUGAGCAGAUAGUUACAGUAUGUGCUACCCUGGAUGAAAACCCUGGAGUAAGAUAUAAAAGUAAACCUCUAGAUAAUGCCAGUAAGCUUGCCCAGCUUGUUGAAAAAAAACUUGAAAACUACUACAAGAUUGAUGAAAAGAGCCUAAUAAAGGGUAAAACUCAUUCCCAGCUCAUAAUAAUUGAUCGUGGCUUUGAUCCUGUGUCCACUGUCCUGCAUGAACUGACCUUUCAGGCAAUGGCAUAUGAUCUACUGCCAAUUGAGAAUGAUACAUACAAAUACAAAACAGAUGGGAAAGAAAAGGAGGCCGUCCUUGAAGAAGAUGAUGACCUCUGGGUCAGAAUUCGACAUCGGCAUAUUGCAGUUGUAUUAGAGGAAAUUCCCAAACUAAUGAAGGAAAUUUCAUCAACAAAGAAAGCAACAGAAGGAAAGACAUCACUUAGUGCUCUUGCGCAACUGAUGAAAAAGAUGCCCCAUUUCCGUAAACAGAUUACUAAGCAAGUUGUCCAUCUUAACUUAGCAGAAGAUUGCAUGAGUAAAUUCAAGCCUAAUAUAGAAAAGCUCUGCAAAAGUGAACAGGACCUGGCACUUGGAACUGAUGCAGAAGGACAGAAAGUAAAAGAUUCUAUGCGAGUACUUCUUCCAGUUCUACUCAACAAAAAUCAUGAUAAUUACGAUAAAAUAAGAGCGAUUCUACUUUACAUCUUCAGUAUUAAUGGAACUACAGAAGAAAAUUUGGACAGGUUGAUCCAGAAUGUAAAGAUAGAAAAUGAGAGUGACAUGAUCCGUAACUGGAGUUACCUUGGUGUUCCCAUUGUCCCCCCAUCUCAACAAGGCAAACCAUUAAGAAAGGAUAGGUCUACAGAAGAAACUUUUCAACUCUCCCGAUGGACACCUUUUAUCAAAGAUAUUUUGGAGGAUGCCAUCGAUAAUAGAUUAGAUUCAAAAGAAUGGCCAUAUUGUUCCCAGUGUCCAGCAGUAUGGAAUGGCUCAGGGGCUGUAAGUGCUCGCCAGAAGCCCAGAGCUAAUUAUUUAGAGGACAGGAAAAAUGGCUCAAAACUGAUUGUUUUUGUAAUUGGAGGAAUUACAUACUCUGAAAUGCGUUGUGCUUAUGAAGUUUCUCAGGCACAUAAAUCCUGUGAAGUUAUUAUUGGUUCUACGCAUAUUUUAACACCCAGAAAGCUUUUGGAUGAUAUAAAGAUGCUGAAUAAACCCAAGGAUAAAGUCUCCUUAAUUAAGGAUGAAUAGGGAUUUUUUUUUUUUUGGAGAUUCUUAUUAAUAUGUUCAACUAAAAUAGAUCAAGACAAGGUUGCUACCAUGUAAUUUAACACUGUAAAUAUUUUAUGGAAUAAUGAUUUUUCAAACAUACUUCUUAAGGGACUUUAUGAUUACAUAUCUUUGGAUUUGCCAUGUUUAAUAAUUUAAAUAGUGUUGUUGCUUUGUAGAUGAUGAGAAGAAAUGUUAAAAUGCUUUCUAAAAGGAAAUUUUUCUCCUUUGGAACUGAAUAUAUUAGAAUUGUGGGUAAUUUUUCACAACUACCUAUGUACAUAUU
This is a messenger RNA of Puma concolor (puma), 2150 nucleotides long. RefSeq names its product syntaxin binding protein 3 (gene STXBP3). Gene Ontology annotation, biological process: vesicle-mediated transport. The record is from RefSeq and is a predicted model, not a curated record. NCBI's taxonomy places the organism in Eukaryota, Metazoa, Chordata, Mammalia, Carnivora, Felidae.